GCCAGUACUCAUUAUAUCAGCCUGUACUCAUUACACCAGCCUGUACUCAUUAUAUCAGCCUGUACUCAUUACACCAGCCAGUACUCAUUAUACCAGCCAGUACUCAUUAUAUCAGCCUGUACUCAUUACACCAGCCUGUACUCAUUAUACCAGCCUGUACUCAUUAUACCAGCCAGUACUCAUUAUAUCAGCCUGUACUCAUUACACCAGCCUGUACUCAUUAUACCAGCCUGUACUCAUUAUACCACUCUUGUCAUAUCCUGUUAUAUGCUUGUCUGGGUUUUCCUUACAUUAUUGCCCUCGUGCCAUCAAAUCAUAUUUAGCUGUAAUAGAUGACUUUAGCGUUUUAAUUUGACUGCUUAAAAAUUCUCACAUUUUAGUAACAUUUAAGUUAAACAAAGUCUUUAUAAUCACAUAAGGGUUUAAUUCUUUGUUUUAAUUCCAAUUUUACAUUGGUUUGUAAACGUGCAGUGUCUCAUGUUUACGUUUAUUCUGGAGGUUAGAGAUAAUAGCAUCCUGUGUGAGAAUAGUGUUGUGUGGCAAGACUUGACAUAACAGUGUCUCCUGGCUUUCACUGAUGUAUAUAAUUGUGAUCGACAAUUUAUAUAUAUUCAGUCAGAUUAAUAAAAAAACAUAUUGAACAAAAUUACAACAUUUUGAACUAGCACCAGUUGAGGCAAUGAGUGAGAAAAUAAUUCGGAUUUGUGAUCCUUUGAAAGUGGAGGUAGACAAGCACGAACAUCGGCUGCAAGAAGUCAGUCGCAAGCUAUGCCAUGCUAACACGCAUCUCUCAGCACUAACUGACCUUGCUCAAAGACUUAGAUUUCACUUGGAAGUGAAGAAAUCAAGGAUCAGGCAGCAGAGCCCAUACUGCUCUGAGGAAGUCAAAGUGAGUGAAGACACGUUCAAGAUGACAACGGCACAAUGUAGCUCUCACAACUCUGAAGGAGUGAAAGUUUGUAAAGAUGAAGGGAAGAAAGGGAAUGAGCCAAGGAGCCCACACAACUCUGAAGAAGUGAAAGUUGGUAAAGAAGAAGGGAAGAAAGGGAAUGAGCAAGGGAGCCUGCACAACUCUGAAGAAGUGAAAGUUGGUAAAGAAGAAGGGAAGAAAGGGAAUGAGCAAGGGAGCCCACACAACUCUGAUGAAGACAAAGAUGGCAUAAAAGAAGCAAAGAAAGCAAAUAGGCAAGAAUGCCUGCAUAACUCUGAGGAAGUCAAAGAUCAUUAUGGAAAAAUAAAGAACGAAGAUUUACAUUUCAAGUUUCCUGGUGAAUCUCCAUCAAUGGACAGAGAAUUCUUAAAAAUGAUCGAAUCUCUUGUGGAGGGGAUUCUUCUUAUUGAUUCAGAGACAAAUCUUGGAAAAAUGGCAAGGGAUUUGCAAGGUUCUGUGAUUAAAAAUGAUUUACAAAAGUGGCGUCAGGUAGUCACAGUUCUUCAAAAGUACGAUGAUCAAGUAAGGCGAGCCAUUGAAUUUUUUGAACGCCAGCAAUUAGAAUGAGAAAAAUUAAUCAUUAUCUAUAUAAAAAAGCUACCC
This is a messenger RNA of Procambarus clarkii (red swamp crayfish), 1534 nucleotides long. RefSeq lists its product as uncharacterized. The record is from RefSeq and is a predicted model, not a curated record. Lineage: Eukaryota; Metazoa; Arthropoda; Malacostraca; Decapoda; Cambaridae.